AUGAAGAAAUAUAUUUACAUAUAUUUUUUCUUCAUCACAAUAACGAUUAAUAAUUUACUAAGAAAUAAUACAUCAAAAUGUGUUUCUAUUGAAAGAAGAAAAAAUAAAGCGUAUAUAAAUUAUGGUAUAGGAUAUAAUAGACCAGCUAAUAAAAUAACAAAGAGAAGAUGUAAAAGAAUAAAGUUAUGCAAAAACGAUUUAAUAGAUAUUGGGGCAUUAAAAAAACCAAUUAAUGUAGCAAUUUUUGGAAGUACUGGUAGUAUAGGUACAAAUGCUUUAAAUAUAAUAAGGGAGUGUAAUAAAAUUGAAAAUAUUUUUAAUGUUAAAGCAUUGUAUGUAAAUAAGAGUGUGAAUGAAUUAUAUGAACAAGCUAGAGAAUUUUUACCAGAAUAUUUGUGUAUACAUGAUAAAAGUAAAUAUGAAGAAUUGAAAGAAUUGUUAAAAAGUAUAAAAGAUUAUAAACCUAAAAUAUUAUGUGGUGAUGAGGGGAUGAAAGAAAUAUGUAGUAGUAAUAGUAUAGAUAAAAUAGUUAUUGGUAUUGAUUCUUUUCAAGGAUUAUAUUCUACUAUGUAUGCAAUUAUGAAUAAUAAAAUAGUUGCAUUAGCUAAUAAAGAAUCCAUUGUAUCUGCUGGUUUCUUUUUAAAGAAAUUAUUAAAUAUUCAUAAAAAUGCAAAAGUAAUACCUGUUGAUUCAGAACAUAGUGCUAUAUUUCAGUGUUUAGAUAAUAAUAAGGUAUUAAAAACAAAAUGUUUACAAGACAAUUUUUCUAAAAUUAAUAAUAUAAAUAAAAUAUUUUUAUGUUCAUCUGGAGGUCCAUUUCAAAAUUUAACUAUAGACCAAUUAAAAAAUGUAACAUCAGAAAAUGCAUUAAAGCAUCCUAAAUGGAAAAUGGGUAAAAAAAUAACUAUAGAUUCUGCAACUAUGAUGAAUAAAGGUUUAGAAGUUAUAGAAACUCAUUUCUUAUUUGAUAUAGAUUAUAAAGAUAUAGAAGUUAUAGUACAUAAAGAAUGCAUCAUACAUUCUUGUGUUGAAUUUAUAGACAAAUCAGUAAUAAGUCAAAUGUAUUAUCCAGAUAUGCAAAUACCAAUAUUAUAUUCUUUAACAUGGCCUGAUAGAAUAAAAACAAAUUUAAAACCUUUAGAUUUAGCUCAGGUUUCAACUCUUACAUUUCAUAAACCUUCAUUAGAACAUUUCCCGUGUAUUAAAUUAGCUUAUCAAGCAGGUAUAAAGGGAAACUUUUAUCCAACUGUACUAAAUGCAUCAAAUGAAAUAGCUAACAACUUAUUUUUGAAUAAUAAAAUUAAAUAUUUUGAUAUUUCCUCUAUAAUAUCUCAAGUUUUAGAAUCUUUCAAUUCUCAAAAGGUUUCGGAAAAUAGUGAAGAUUUAAUGAACCAAAUUCUACAAAUACAUUCUUGGGCCAAAGAAAAAGCUACGGAUAUAUACAACAAACAUAAUUAUUCAUAG
This is a messenger RNA of Plasmodium gaboni, 1464 nucleotides long. RefSeq names its product 1-deoxy-D-xylulose 5-phosphate reductoisomerase. The record is from RefSeq and is a predicted model, not a curated record. Gene Ontology annotation, molecular function: manganese ion binding; 1-deoxy-D-xylulose-5-phosphate reductoisomerase activity; protein binding. Gene Ontology annotation, biological process: isoprenoid biosynthetic process. The transcript has a single exon. NCBI's taxonomy places the organism in Eukaryota, Apicomplexa, Aconoidasida, Haemosporida, Plasmodiidae. The coding region runs from base 1 to 1464 and encodes 487 amino acids.